AUGAUCGCGAAACCUGGCACCGCGGAUGCGGACUACGAAGUCCUCGACCAAUACCAGUCGCAACCACGACGGCUCAAAAUCAUCCACGUCGGCGCUGGAGCGUCAGGACUUUUGCUAGCGUACAAGGCUCGGCGGCAACUACGCAACUACGAACUCGUCUGCUAUGAAAAGAAUCCAACAUACGGCGGAACAUGGUACGAGAACAAAUACCCGGGCUGCGCGUGCGACAUCCCCGCCCACGUCUACACGUACACAUUCCAGCCUAACACGGAGUGGUCGGGCUUCUACUCCGGCGCGGACGAGAUCGAGCAAUACUUCCGGCGAUUUCACGACCAGCAUAAUUUGGCGCCAUACAUCCGGCUGAACUCGGAGGUUGUGAGCGCGACGUGGCUCGAAGAUGACGGUGAAUUACAAGUCAAGGUCAAGAAUGAGGAGAACGAAAACCAAACAACCACAAUCACAGACCGGUGCAACGUCCUGAUCAACGGCUCCGGCGUCGUGAAUAAGUGGAAAUGGCCUGCGAUUGAAGGCAUCUCCUCAUACGAGGGCACCCUAGCGCACAGCGCUCACUGGGACACCUCGAUCGAUUGGCAGGGCAAGAAAGUGGCCGUGCUAGGCACGGGAUCGAGCUCCAUCCAAAUGGUGCCUCAUCUAGCCAGAGGUUCCCAAUCCGUCACCGUCUUCGCGCGCAACAUGACGUACAUUGCGCCCCAGAUCGCGACAGACGCCCAGCAAGUCGACCCGAACGGCCAACCCCCCGCCGCGGCCGGCAAGCACUACUACAUCGACGCCGAGAAGGAGCGGUUCCGCAACGACCGGGCCUUCCACCUCCAAUACCGCAAGGGGCUGGAGUCGGCGCUCACGGCGGCGUUCCCCAUGUUCCUGCGGGGCACCAAGCAGAACGUCCAGGCCAAAGAGAUGAUGCAGGCGAGCAUGCGCGCCAAGCUCGGGGCCGGGCACGACGAGUUGAAGAAGCGUUUCAUCCCGGAGUGGUCGCCGGGGUGUCGCAGGCUGACGCCCGGCGAGGGGUACCUCGAGACGUUGACGCUGGAGCACGUGAGCGUGGUGCACGACGAGAUUGUGCGAUUCACCGAGACGGGCCUGGUGACCGCGUCCGGGCAGGAGUUCGAGUUUGACAUAAUCGCGUGUGCGACGGGGUUCAACAUCGCGUACACGCCGCACUUCCGGAUCACGGGCGUCGACGGCGCCGUCAUGCAGGACGAAUGGAAGGACACGCCCAACAUCUACCUCAGCAUCGCGGCGCCCAAGUUCCCCAACUACUUUGUGGUGAAUGGGCCGACUGGGAAUUGGGGCCAGGGGUGUGCGCUCCCUUCGCACGAGGUCCAACUCGAGUACGCUCUCCAGUGCUGUCGGAAGAUGCAAGAAGACGGCAUCCGCGCCAUGGAACCUCGCCAAGGCCCGACCACGCAGAUCAACGAGCAUCUCGACGCCUGGCACCAAAAGUACAGCGUGUGGGCCGAGGAGUGUCGGUCGUGGUACAAGGACAACAAACCGCACGGCCGGGUGUACAUCUGGCCGGGCAGCCUGCUGCAUCACAUGAAGGCGCUGAAGACGCCGCGCUACGAACACUACGACCUGCGGUACCAUCACGACAACGUCUGGGCCUUUCUGGGCAACGGCCGGACCGAUCUGGAGGUGGAGUUUGAGCAGGGCAAGCAGGUCGACUUGGCGCCGUAUAUUCGCAACGAGGACGUGCCUUGGAGUUUGGACCUGCCGGAGAACCUGCCGCUGCGGGCUUGA
Cladophialophora carrionii CBS 160.54 is the source of this 1761-nucleotide messenger RNA. RefSeq lists its product as uncharacterized. The record is from RefSeq and is a predicted model, not a curated record. Lineage: Eukaryota; Fungi; Ascomycota; Eurotiomycetes; Chaetothyriales; Herpotrichiellaceae. The coding region runs from base 1 to 1761 and encodes 586 amino acids. The transcript is spliced from 6 exons.